Molecule: messenger RNA, 3179 nt
Organism: Vombatus ursinus (common wombat)
Lineage: Eukaryota; Metazoa; Chordata; Mammalia; Diprotodontia; Vombatidae
Product: olfactomedin-like protein 1
Exons: 3
Coding region: 407-1585 (392 amino acids)
Biological process (GO): signal transduction
Source: RefSeq, a predicted model, not a curated record
GGUGUCAGUUCUCUGCCCCCCCAACCCCUCCAUUCAGUGCUCCUGAUAGUAAAUCCCAAGUCUCCCCCCACCAAGUUCCCCAGGGAGGCAUUGUGUAACAUCCCAUGGCAGAGAAAGCACCGAUGCCUGGAACUUCUCACAUGACCGGCUUAUGCAUGAACAGCUGGAUUUGAUCACCAGAAGGCCCGUCAGUUGGAGCAAACAAGCAUUCUUCACUCUGUUUUCCAAAGGCUUGCUGCCACAGUAACCAACUUCAUUUGCUGUGCCCCCCACAGACUCCAACUCUUUAUGCUGUGCUUUCAAGUCACGGCAUCAUUCAACCACAGCUUCCCCAGAGUUUCUUGGGUGAUCAUUUUAUUCCUCUGUUUCCCACCCCACCUUCUUCCCCCAGUGAUUUGGUGGCAUCAUGACAGCUCAAGCCAGACCCUUCUUAGUCUUCUGCCUUAUGAGUCUUCUUCUUCAGCCACAAGAUGCCCAAGACCCAGAAAUGGUCCAAUACAUCUUCCGACGCUUUCAGAUGUUAGAGCAAGGGCUGGAAAAAUGUCGCCAAGAUACAAGGGCAUACAUUCAAGAAUUCCAGGAAUUUUCUAAGAAGGUCUCUGCGGACCUGGAGAGAUGCCACCUUUAUAAGACUGAAUAUAAGAGUGAAAUGCAUCACUUGGGGGGAAGAGUUGAAAGAGCCCAACGUGAAAUUGACUACCUAGAAUACAUUAGGACAUCUGAGACAUGUAUAGAAGAGGAUAAGAUGGUGAUGGAAAAGCAGAUAAAAGACUCUGAAGAAGAGCAAAAGGUCAGGACUCUCCUUAACUCAAGCUGUGACAACAUGUUGACAGGCAUAAAGUCAAUGAAGAUUGUGAAGACGACCAAAGAUACACAUGGUUGUUGGAUGAAAGAUAUCAGCAAUAAUUCCACCAAGAUUUAUUUCUUAAGCGGCUCCAGGAACAACACCAUAUGGGAAUUUACCAAUAUGAAGGCAUUUAUGGAAGGUAAGCCCACACCCCGGAAGCUUGUCUUGCUGCUGUCCUGGCAAGGCACUGGGCAGGUGGUCUAUCGGGGUUUCUUAUUCUUCCACAAUCAUGGCACCCCCAACGAGAUCAUCAAAUACAACCUCCAAAAGAAAAGUGUGGAAGAUCGGAUGCUACUCCCAGGGAGCUACGGCAUACCAGUCUAUCAGCAUACUCCCUGGACUCACAUCGACCUGGCUGUGGAUGAGCACGGGCUCUGGGCCAUUCACAGAGAGAUAGACCACCUGAUAAUCACGAAAAUAGACCCUGAAACAAUGGCCGUGGAGCACACUUGGACAUCAUUCUGCAGUAACAGAGAUGCCGAUGCAGCCUUUCUCCUGUGCGGGGUCCUGUAUGUGGUAUACAGUAGAGGCCGCCAGAGCUCCCGCAUCAUCAAUUGUGUCUAUGAUGUCCUGGGAACCAUCAACAAGCAGGACAUCCCUACCUUGGUCUUCCCCAAGCGGCAGAGGGUCCACUCUAUGAUCCAUUACAAUCCCCAGGAGAAGCAACUCUAUUCUUGGAACGAUGGAAGCCAAAUCAUCUAUAAGCUCCAGACCAAAAGAAAGCAGGCAGGGCCUUAGGAAAGUUGGCAAGUGGUGCAAACCAGGUUUGUUUCUGAGGGACAGUGUCUAUGGAAGAUUUUGAAAAUAAUGCUCCAGGCCACAGAGAUCUCUUGCUCUGAAUGAGAAAGUAGUAAACAGAUAUCUCUUCCCUAUAAUAUUAUUUAGACACAUAGUCUGGAAGUGAGACUGCAUAUAUAAACUAUCUUUUCUUUCUUUCUUUUUUUUUUUUUUACUGGACCUAUUUCAUUGAAACUCCCAAUGAAGAAAUCCUCUCCACCAAUGUAGAUGCAACAAUGCUACCACUUAUACAGGCUUAGAGAACCACCUAGGGCACUAAGAGGGUCCCUCAGCUAGUAUGUGUCAGAUGCUAGACUUGACCCCAGGAAUUCUUGACCCUGAGCCUGGCUGUCCACCCUCUACAACACCCUGACUUGCUUUUGCCCUCCUAUAAUACCGUGUAAUGGAUAGGAAGGUAGCUUCAUAGUCAAGAAGACAUAGGUUUAAGUCCAGCUUUUAACACAUUCCAGCUGUGUGACCUUGGUCUCAUUGCCCCCACUCUAAGCCUCUAUGUGAGUUGUAGGGCAGCUGCCAGUGUGCAUUGAUAGAGGGAUCUUACUCACUAGGAGUUCCCUACAAUGAAAUCACAACUCCAAUUCUCCAUCCAUCCCCCUCCCCCCCCAAAAAAAUUAAUCUCUGAAUAAUGAUCAUGAUCAUUUCUUACUCAGAAAUCUUCUAUGGCUACCCAUUGCCUCCUGAAUUAUUAUUAUUAUUGAUGGUACGUACAGCUGACAUUUAGAGUUUGCAUAGUGCUUUACCAGCAUUAACUCAUUUGAUCUUUACAAUGGCCAUGUGAAGUAGAGAGUGAAAUAUUAUUAUCCCCAUUUUAGACAAUGAAGUCAAGUGACUUGCCCCAAGGUCACCUAGCUGAUAAAUGGGCAAGAUUAGAACUGGUGUCUUCUGAUUCCAGACCCAAGGCUGUUUCUAAUAUGUCAUAGCUACCUCCUAGUUAGGUCCAAACUCUUUAUGAUGACAUUCAAGGCUCUUCGUAAUUUGGUCCCAAACUACAAUUAUUAUAUGUGUGUGUAUAUGUAUGUAUGUACACAUGUAUUUACACACAUGUACACAAACACACACCUUUGCUUCUGUCUUUAAUUUCCUUGGAGGUAUAAAUGCAAUAGUGAGAUCACUGGUCAAAGAACAUGGACAGUUUAGUCACCUUCCUUGUAUAAUUACACAUUGAAAUACUACUUUCACAGUUCUACCAAUACUAUAUCAGUAUGCCUAUCUUUUGUAACCUCUCCAACAGGGGGUGACCCCAUCUUUUUUCAUCUAUCAAUGUGCCUGGUAUGAUGGUAAAUCUCAGAAUUGUGUUCAUCUGCAUUUCUCUAUAAAUAAUUUGGAGCAUGUUUCAAUGUCAUCAUCUAUAGUUUACAAUUCUUCUAUAGAAAAUAGCUUGACCACUUAUCUCUUAAGGAACUGCCGUAAUAUUCUGCUUCUGUCUCUCUUACAACCCUUAUUACAUUCAACCUUGCACUUUAGUUAUUUGUAUUCAUGAGUUCCUUGAGGGCAGAAACCAUGUUUUCAACUCAAUCCAAUAAAUUUCUAUUAAGCA